Molecule: messenger RNA, 1152 nt
Organism: Epithele typhae
Lineage: Eukaryota; Fungi; Basidiomycota; Agaricomycetes; Polyporales; Epitheliaceae
Exons: 2
Coding region: 1-1152 (383 amino acids)
Source: RefSeq, a predicted model, not a curated record
AUGGACAAGCUCUCAGUCGAAGUAUUCCAGCACAUCUGUUUCUUCGCCACAGCCACAGCCCGCUCUCUCGCGCUCACCUCCAAACGGGUCUCCGACGCAUCACAGCCCUAUCGCUUCCACUCGGUUAUCCUCCUCGUCGCCACGGUCGGCCGUCUGGAAUCCCUCCUUGCCCACCUUGCAGCCUCCAGAGUGCGCUUCCCGGAUUCUCCCCCACAAAUUCUGGACUUGUUUCUGCUCUGCACCGAAGUCACCAGUGCCGGAAAGGAUAUCAGGAGGAUCAAAGACAGCAGAUACCGAGACUACAUGAUCGUCGACGGUAGACACAACGGCCCGGACGCGGACGAGACUCCAGCGGAGCCAGGAACAGACACCGCGCACUACGCCGCGCACCUCUCCUCCCUCUUUGCUCAAGCCGGCCCUAGCCUUGAGACCCUAAGCAUCGUGUUCAUGGAGCGCAAUCUGAGCUGGAACACCGCCCUGCCCACGCGGCUCCCACAUCUUCGCGAGCUCACGGUGGUCAACGCGUCUCAAACGUUCGUGCUAGGACGCAGGAGUGCGCCGCCGCCGCGCCCGCCGCGCCUCCCCGCCCUCCGCCGCCUGUACUGGUUCGGCGCACCGGAAGACUGGGUCUACCUGGCCUCGCUCGACAUCGCACGGUUCGGGGAGCACGCGCCACAGCUCACGCACGUCCGCCUGUCGAAUUUCGAGGGCCUCGCCAGCUCCCCCGGCGCCUUCAACCGCCCCGACGGUGCCUCGCCACUCUCCAAGGUGCCGAUCCCGCCCUCGUUGCGCAACGUCAGGUUUCCGCUGCUCCAGAUGAGCCCGUUCAUGCUGCGCGACGCGACCUGGAUCCAGACGGCGCACAUCGAGGGCAUCGAAGACAUCUGGCGCGCGCUCGAGCAUUCGAGUCUGCCCGUGUGCAUGAUUCCCGCGCAGCGGCAGGACGACGCGCUCGACCACGCCGGGCGCGACGUCCAGCGGCUCGCGCGGGAGCGGCUCGCGCGGAUUCGCGGGGGCGAUGGAGGGAUCGGGUGCUGGGAGGUCCGUGAGGGCUGGAAACGCGCGAAGCAGAGGGGGGACGUCCCCGACUACCUCGUCAACAGAGAUCUGUGCGAGAGGCAGUCGUACUCUUUAUCUGAGCCGCUAUGGUAG